Molecule: messenger RNA, 2936 nt
Organism: Pomacea canaliculata
Lineage: Eukaryota; Metazoa; Mollusca; Gastropoda; Architaenioglossa; Ampullariidae
Product: solute carrier family 23 member 2-like
Exons: 14
Coding region: 753-2021 (422 amino acids)
Biological process (GO): transmembrane transport
Cellular component (GO): membrane
Molecular function (GO): transmembrane transporter activity
Source: RefSeq, a predicted model, not a curated record
CUGAACCCGUGCUUCCCACCUGUACCAAGGGUUGGACAAGGUGGUAUAUAUGGACUGCCAGUCCUGCACUGGGCAAAGGAGUCAAGAGACAAGAGGACAGGUCAGUGCCAAGCAGGAAGGUGUCAACGACAAGCUGUGAAUCAGGAACUACCACCAACGAGAGUUUGAAAACACUAGUCUGAGGAGAGGUUAAAUAUCGACAUGACUUCUGCUGAUAAGGAGAAGCAACCUUCAUGCUUGAAAGAUGAUGACAAGUCGACCCCGAGGCUGGCGGAGGACAAAGGUCACGUGGAUGCUGACCUUCUUCCCCUUUCCUCCAGACUGCGGUACAGGCUGACCGAGGUCCCGCCAAUACCCAUCUUAUUCUUCAUCGCCCUGCAGCACGUGCUGCUGAGCCUGGCGUCCUCACUCACCAUGUCUCUAGUGGUUGCCGACACCCUGUGCGCCCACCCUGGCCACCCGAUCCGCGCCCACCUGUUCAGCACGACUUUGUUCAUGGCGGGUGUGUGCACCGUGGUGCAGACAUACAUUGGUGUCAGACUUCCUGUGUUUCAAGGUCCAUCCUCUUCCUUCCUCGUGCCCUCAUAGCCUUGAGCAGAAAUCCAGGCUGGGUGUGUGUGGAGGACGCGCCGGUCACCCUCAAUCACGAUUCACUCAACUCUACCUCAGUAGAACACAAUAUAACAGAACUCGCUUCGGUCGACGGUCUUCUAAGCCUGGAAGAAAAGCUCCAGCAGCUGUCCGGCAGCUUGAUGGUGGCGUCGCUGCUGGAGGUGGUGAUAGGCGUGGGAGGCUUCAUACGACCGUUGCUGCGCUACAUCGGCCCCAUCACCGUGGCGCCCACCAUCAGUCUCAUCGGCCUCUCUCUCUUCAAGCUGCCUGUCAUCUACGGCAAGAUCAACCCUCCCAUCGCCCUAGCGAGUGCUGUACUCGUCAUCAUAUUUGCUCUCUACCUGGGAAAGGUGCACAUUCCUAUACCCUCCUGUAGUAAGGAAAAAGUCAGGACAUCAUUACCUGUGUUCCAGCUCCUGCCGAUCCUGUUGGCGCUGUUGGUGAUGUGGGUAGUCAGUGCCAUCUUGACGGUGGCGGGAGUGUUCCCCAACGACCCCACCAACGCCAUGUUCUACUCGCGGACUGACGCCAAGAAUGAGAUUAUCAGAAGCACACCCUGGCUACAGUUUGUCUACCCAGGUCAGUUCGGGCCACCAUCUUUCAGCCUGGCCGCCAUGAUAGGGUUUGUGGGAGCAGUGGUGUCGUCGGUGGUGGAGUCUGUCGGCGACUACUUCGCUGUGUCUCGAGCUUGCGAGGUGCCUCUGCCUCCGGACCACGCGAUAUCUCGCGGGAUCUUGAUGGAGGGCCUGGGGAGUGUUCUGUCGGGGGCCGUGGGGUCAGCUCACGCCACAACCUCCUACAGCGGCAACAUCGCCAUGGUUACCUUAACUAAGACGGCGAGCAGAUCUGUCAUGCUGGUUGCAGGUUUAUUUCUCGUCCUUGUCUCUCUCAUCGGAAAGGCCGGCGCCGUCUUUGCCAGUCUGCCGCCGCCCAUACUGGGAGGGUUGACUCUGGUGCUGCUGGGGUUGUUGGGGUCGCUCGGUCUGUCGUCGCUCAAAUUUGUCGACUUGUCAUCGAAUAGAAACCUCCUCAUCAUUGGAAUUGCUUUCAUGUGUGGGCUGUCCAUUCCCGCUUUUAUGGAGGAGCAUGGGGAUAUGUUAUCUACAGGUGUUGACAGCGUGGACCAGGUGGUGGGUGUGGUCCUGGGGACGCCGAUGCUGCUGGGUGGCUUGACGGCUCUCAUCCUGGACAAUACUGUCAGUGGAACCAAGGAGGAGAGGGGCCUCUUGAAGUGGAAGCAGAUUGAGAACGUGGACACAGGAGAAGCAAAGACAUGUUCAGGAGUCACAACAGAGGAGACCUACUCCUUCCCUUGCUUCAGUAGAAGGUCUCUUCCCAGAUGGAUUACCGCCCUGCCCUUUCUACCCCCGGUAACAAAGGACCCUCCCGCGAACAUUAACGAAGUGUGAGUGAAGAACUGCAAGGACUUUUUGUACAGAACGAGUAUCUCGAGUAUACAAAUGACAAGUCAAUUAAAGUUUCCAAAGCCUUUGCCCUUUCCUGCAUUCCAUUCGCUGGCUGUAAACAACAGGAAGCGCAACUUUCUUAUUAGCAGCAAUCACUUCCGAGGGAGGAGGACUCGGGAGGUGUCAGCAGCUCCAUGGCUGUUUCAUGGCGGGCACAGGUCGAUGCCAUCGGUGAUGAGGUAACACCGGGCGUCGGUAAGGGUUCGUUAGACGAGAGGAAAGUGCCUGCGAUAACAGUUCUCAAGGUUUAAAUAAUGAUUUGGCAAUAGCCAAGUACCUCAGUUGACAACCAAUCACUAGAGUAGCAGGGGAGGCCACUGCUGUAUGGAAAGGCUGACUUCAGAACAAGUAAUCGCAAUACUUGGGACAGGAGGUGUGUGAGUGUGUGAGCUCCGUGUACAAACAACAUGACUACGUGUAUAAACAACAUGGCUACGUGUAUAAACAACAUGGCUACGUGUACAAACAACAUGGCUACGUGUACUAACAACAGUGCUAAGUGACUUCCCAUCUUCACUAAGCGAAGGAUUUUUCCACCGCUCGGCUUCAUUUCUUCUAUGAAAAUAUGUCUACCUCAGACAUUCCUACCUACAUAUAAAUCCAUCUACAAACAUACCCACUAACUAACCCAAAAGCAAAUAUGAAAUAUCAUUCUCUUUAUUUAAAAAAAAGCAGUCUAAGCAAAAAUAUAUUAUGAUUGUUUGUAUGGUUUAACUAUUAUUAAUAUUAGCGACAAAGGAAUAAUGACAGUUUACAUUUAGCGUGGGAUCCAUGGCACCGUGGAUAUUUUUCUAUUUUUCUAUGUUUUUCUGUAUCUGAAAAGAAGAAUAAAAAAUAAAUAAAGAUGGAAAGAGAGAA